Pelagomonas calceolata is the source of this 1574-nucleotide messenger RNA. The record is from the annotation of a GenBank genome assembly. NCBI's taxonomy places the organism in Eukaryota, Pelagophyceae, Pelagomonadales, Pelagomonadaceae.
AGGCGGGGCGCGCUCAAAAAACUUGAAACCGGUGGAUUAAAGGGCCGCAUCGCCGCAGACAAAUGGCGACCUCAAAAAUCACGCUAGCAGCCCUUGGCGGUGCCGCUGCGGCAAUCACGCUCCAAAGGCUACGCCGCAAAUGGCUCGCGCUGCCGUACGCCUGGCGCCGGAGCGCGACGAGAACUGAACUGAUGCGCUGGAUCCUCUUUGAUGCAGCUCCCGAGUGGGCGACGACGGAACGAAUGCUUGCGCUGCGCCGAGCCGUCGCCUGUCCCGCGCAGUCCGUGUCCUACGCGAACGCCGACCCGCUGCUGAUCGUCGGCGGCCAGGGCGCGCGGCUCGUGGACGUGCGGGGCCGCCGCUUCCUCGACACGCGCAACAACGUGGCGCACGUCGGCCACGCGCACCCGCGCGUCGCCAGUGCCGUCGCCGCGGCGAUGACGGCGCCCUGCACGAAUACGCGCUAUUUGCACCCGAAUCACGCCGCGCUGUGCAAGAGACUACUCGAGACGAUGCCCGCGCCCCUCGACCGGGGCCACGUCUUCCUCGUGAACUCAGGGUCCGAGGCAAACGACCUGGCCUUGCGCCUUUGCCGCGCGUGGUGUAGGCGUCGUGGUGUAGGCGACUGCGGCGUCGUCGUGCUCACGCACGCCUACCACGGCCACACGGCGGCUUGCAUCGGCCUGUCACCCUACAAGCACGGCCAUCGCACCUUCAACGGCCGCGGCCGGCCGCCCUGGGUUGAGGUCGCCGACGCGCCCGACGCCUACCGGGGCGGCGGCCGCGCCGACGCCGUCGAGGCGGCCUGCGCGCGGCUCGAGGCGCGGGGGAUCCGGGUCGGCGCGCUCUUCGUCGAGAGCGGCGCGUCCGUCGCCGGCGUGCGGCUCCCGCCCGAGGGCUUCCUGGCCGCCGCCUUCGAGGCCGUGCGGCGCCGGGGCGGCGUCGUCGUCGCAGACGAGGUCCAGACGGGCCUCGGGCGGCUCGGGAGCAGCUGGUACGCCUUCGAGGCGCACGGUGUCGCGCCGGACGUGGUGACGGUGGGCAAGCCGUUCGGCAACGGCCUGCCCCUCGCGGCGGCGGUCGUCGCGCGCGCGGUCUCGGACGCCUUCGCGGCGGGGCCCGAGUACUUCAAUACUUUUGGAGGCAACCCCGCGUGCUGCGCCGCGGGCCUCGCUGUGCUGGAAGCCAUCGAGGCGGACGGCCUCCGCGCGAACGCGACGCGCGUCGGCGCGGAACUUAGGAAGGGCUUCGAGCGGCUCAUGGGCCUGGGCGGCGCGCGGUGCGUCGUCGGCGACGUGCGCGGGCGCGGGCUGUUCCUCGGCGUCGAUCUUGUCAGGGACGCGGCCUCGAAGGCGCCGGCGACGGCCGAGGCCUCCUGGAUCUGCGCGCGGCUCGUGACGCGGCACCGCAUUUUGACGUCGCUCGACGGCCCGGGCGACAACGUGCUCGUCGUGAAGCCGCCCCUCUGCUUCUCGCUGGGCGACGCGGCGGAGUUCCUCGCCGCGCUCGAGGAGGGGCUCGUCGCGGCGAACGCGCUGCCGGAGGGAUUUUCGUUCGAACGGACGCCGACCUAG